This is a messenger RNA of Podospora pseudocomata, 4074 nucleotides long. RefSeq names its product phosphatidylethanolamine N-methyltransferase (gene CHO2). The transcript is spliced from 4 exons. Gene Ontology annotation, biological process: phosphatidylcholine biosynthetic process. The coding region runs from base 818 to 3667 and encodes 949 amino acids. The record is from RefSeq and is a predicted model, not a curated record. NCBI's taxonomy places the organism in Eukaryota, Fungi, Ascomycota, Sordariomycetes, Sordariales, Podosporaceae. Gene Ontology annotation, molecular function: phosphatidylethanolamine N-methyltransferase activity.
GGAAAUCUGGAAAGGGGUGCGUGAUAUGGAACCGCCAUCAGCGGGCAGAAAGCCGUGGUGGUCCCCAGAAACCGUUGGAAACAAAACAAAAAAAAUAGAUGCCAGAUGGUGUCAAAACAGAUUCAACCCCACGUUGGGCCGGGGUUUAUUUACUAGUAUCGAUAAUCGCCAACGAUAAACCAAUUGGAAAAAGCCGUUCGUCCCUAUCUGCGGGUACGCUGAAGUGUCCGCUCGCUGCCGACUGGUCCAGCAGAAUCGUCAAAGGUCCCCUACAAACCCGCGAACCCACAAAGCUCAAGCAGAGCCAGAGGGAAGUGCAUGUGAAAUAAAAGCAGGAACCCCAGACUUUGAAGCGACGGGGCGGAUCUAUCUCCAAGACCAUCAUCUCCAAAACAGCAACUGCCGGCGACAACCUGGGAUUUCUGUGACAUCAGACUGCAAAACCUGUUCCCCAGCAAAAGACCAAACACAAAGCCGAUAGGCCAGACCCUCGGGGAUACCACCGGCAUAGCCUGGAACAGAAAACUGUCUACCACACCGCGUGCAGACACGGCACAGCAACACCCAACCUAAAUUGUUCUUGGCAUGGGAACGUGGGCGGUUUGGUUUGUCUUUGCCAUCACACGACCAACCCUUUGCUUCGAACUCGCUCUCUUUUUGCCCCUCCCUCCCUCUUCCUCACCUAUAACCUCGAACCCCCAUCUCAACCCUCACACCACAAACUCGGUGAUGGUCUCGGGGCCAGGAAAGCUCAACCUUGGUCUCUGCUUGUAAAUCGGUCUUCAACACCGACGACAAACGCCGAGGGAAAUCAGUCAUGAGCACAACUACUGCCAUUGAUGACCCUGCGGGGCUCAAAACCACACGCCAACGCAACAACCAACCCCAACAGUCGGAGAUCCCCUUGCCCUCGCCGUCCAUUAGUGAUGUCGACUCCGACUCGAACAAGGGCGAUGACCACCGAGACGCCCAUGUGAAAAAGGCAUACGGCCGAACUCCAGAUGGAACGGUCUUCGUCGUGCCCGAGACCCAUGACAUGGUCUCCCAAUUAUUAGACCCUCGCGAACCCAAGAACCUGUCCGAUUACAUUGUCCUCGGUGUUCUCGCCCUGCAUAUUUGGCUCGCUUGGGCUGUGCCAGCGCCCUAUAACAAGUACCUGCUCGGAUUUGCGUUUACCUUCUGGAGACUUGCAUACAAUGCUGGGAUCGGCUAUCUGUUGACUGUUCAGUCAAAAUACACUCUCCUCGUCACCUGGGCUCGUCGGUUAAGGGCUUUUGAACAACCCGCCACCAACCCGCGGCCAUGGCUUUACAACCUCCUCAAGACGGAGCUCGAGACCAAGAUCCCUAAGGACUACAAGAUGGAUGAGGCUCCGAUCGAGUACAACACCUGGCUUGCUUUCCGUCGCAUUGUCGAUCUGAUCCUGAUGUGCGACUUUGUGUCGUACUGCCUGUUCGCCAUUGUCUGCGCCCAUACGCCUGAGGAUGAGGGGUUGGGCAUGCUUCUUGGCCGUUGGGUCGGGGGUAUUGCGCUUGUUGGCUUCAACCUUUGGGUCAAGCUGGAUGCGCACAGAGUGGUGAAGGACUAUGCCUGGUACUGGGGCGACUUCUUCUAUCUGAUCGAGCAGGAACUGACUUUCGAUGGCGUCUUCGAGAUGGCCCCCCAUCCCAUGUACUCCAUUGGCUACGCUGGAUACUACGGCAUCUCGAUGAUGGCUGCUAGCUACGAUGUUCUCUUCAUCUCUAUCGCUGCCCACGCUCUCCAGUUUGUCUUCUUGGCCUUUGUCGAGAAUCCUCACAUCGAAAAGACCUACAACCCGCCACCCCCACGUCUCCGUGCCGAAUCCGAGAUUGGCAGCCAGACCGAGGCCGAUGCUUUGGUCACCAAGGAGCUUAACGGGAACUCUGAUAUCCCCCAGCCUGUUCACAACAUGAUUGGAAGCUUCGAUCUCUUCAGAGUGACCGACGCUUCCUCUCUCAUCAUCGUUGCCUGCUUCAUCGCCUUGACGGUUGUCACUCCCACUACCGGCACUUACCAGACUCUGGCUGUUGCGAACGCUAUCUUCUGGCGUCUCUGGUACUCUGUUGGUUUGGGCUACCUCCUGAAGAAGCAAUCCGAAAAGAAGAUGUAUACCAGGCACUUCCUCAAGUUUGGCGAGAGCACCGGCGAGGCCUGGAGACAGUGGAAGGGCCUGUACCACAUCAGCAUGAUUCUCUGCCACGUCUCGUUCUUGACCGCCUGCUGGAAGAUGUACACCUACCCUGAGGAUUGGAGCUACGGUUCUGUUCUCCUGAAGCAUGUGAUUGGUGUCAGUCUGAUUGCUCUUCAGCUUUGGACAUCCUCUAGCAUCUACGAGUCUCUUGGCGAGUUUGGCUGGUUCUAUGGUGAUUUCUUCUUCGAGAGCCCCCGCCCACCCACGUACAACUCCAUCUACCGUUUCCUCAACAACCCCGAGCGUGUGCUUGGUGCUGCUGGUUUCUGGGGCUUGGCUCUCAUUACCUGGAGCAAGGCUGUUUUCGUCAUGGCGCUUGUCAGCCAGCUUUUGAUGUUGGGAUUCAUUUCGUUUGUCGAGAAGCCUCACAUGCAAAAGAUCUACGGCCAGAACCUCCGCAAGGAGGCCGGUCUUACCAAGUUUGUCAAGAAGUCCCUUCCCGCUCCUGUCAAGAGAUGGCAACAGGGUGUCGACAAGGUCCUCGAUGAGACCAAGCACUUUGCUGAGGACUUCAUUGAUGCCGCCCUUACCAGACUUUCUGCCGGCUCUUCCAACUUCGUCAAGGACACCACCGCUCUCUUCCACAAGCCCCUCCGUCUCUCUAUCAACCGUAUCGACCGCGAUCUUGCUGGAUAUGACCCCAAGCACUACAAGCUUUCCGUGGAGGGCGAGCAGCUGAUUGCUCCUGAUGAGAAGGCUACCCGGAAGGAAAGUGCCGAUGCUCGUGUCCCCAAGGAUGUCAAAACCAAGGUUUUCCAGUAUGGCGCUCCCAUUCGUGUCAAGUGGACAGCUCCUGCCAACCACAGCAAGAAGGACUGGGUUGGUCUCUACUUGGUCACCGACAACCGUAAUAGGGAUUUCACUGAAGUGCCAUCCCUCGGCCGCUGGAUCCCUACGUGCCGCGGCCAGUACGACACCACCACUGACGAAGGCAUUAUUUCGUAUGAUGAAAAGGUCGAGUCGGAAGGUGUCGAGGGCCCUCUUGUACAAGGCGAGAUGGUAUUCGAGGGUGACAAGCUUUGGUGGACACAGGGCGUGUACGAAUUCAGAUACCACCACCACGGCAAGCACAACGUCAUGUCGAUCUCGGAGCCGUUCGAGGUCCGCAUUCCGUUGGUUGUGAAGGAGGGUACCGAGCUCACCAUUGAGGAAGCCGAGAACGCCCUGCUGCCUAUUGUACGGAACUGCCUUGACCGCGACCCAGAAAUCGCGCCAGAGACUGUUGACGAGCCAUGGGGUGCUCAUGUUGAACGGGAUGGCAAGUAUGCCGAGAGAGUGGUGUAUGCCAUUCGUGAGAUGUUUGCCAUUGAGUUCUCGCCGGCGGUGGUGCCAGCAGAUGGGAACGUCAAGAAGUUGGCGUGGAGGGUGGUUAACGGAAGAAUUGCUCUUGCGCCAUAUAGUAUGUCAUUACAAUCAAGAAGACCGCCAACACCCGUUGCCGACAGUUACAAAUAAACGGGAUGUUAUAGUGGGGGCAGAGGAUGAAUCGGGUUGCACAUGAUGGACUUUUCUCUCUCUUCAUUUUGCAUGACUGGAAGAAGGGGGUUGUGAUUAGACAAAUUACUAUCUAGAUGCAUGAGAUACCACAGGUGUUGGGCGGUUGUUUGCACCAAAAAUUGGCGUUGUUUUUGGGCUUGGGGGGGCGUGUGAAGAUAGUCAUGGCAGGUUACGUAAAGCUGCUCAUGAAUGCAGAGGAGGAUGAGGGGAGAGUGAGAUGAAUAUGCGAGAUUGGAUUCGGAAGGGAAAUUAUUAGGUAGAGCGUGGAAAACAAUAUGGUAGAUUUGCCAGCAAUGGUGUACCUUAUAUCAUCACAAUAUUGCGAUGGCAUUUGAGGGGCUUUGUAACUCACGGUUCUGGCCAGA